AUGAGUGACGAUCCAACAGAUUUACUCAAAGCUGAACUUGGUAUGGUAUCAGAAAAAUAUGAACAUGAUCCUCAUCAUCAUCAUCACCAUCAUCAUCAUCAUCAUGAGAAGGUUAUUACACCUAGUUUUGAACCGGCAAAAGUUGUAACUCAUAAAGUACAACCAAAAGUUAGUCAUGAUAAGCCAGUUGAACAAAAUGAACAACAAAAGCAACAUGAAGAUGAAGGCAAAUAA
Messenger RNA from Rotaria sp. Silwood1, 234 nucleotides. NCBI's taxonomy places the organism in Eukaryota, Metazoa, Rotifera, Eurotatoria, Philodinida, Philodinidae. The record is from the annotation of a GenBank genome assembly.